This is a messenger RNA of Thermothielavioides terrestris NRRL 8126, 1685 nucleotides long. RefSeq lists its product as uncharacterized. The record is from RefSeq and is a predicted model, not a curated record. The transcript has 4 exons. NCBI's taxonomy places the organism in Eukaryota, Fungi, Ascomycota, Sordariomycetes, Sordariales, Chaetomiaceae. Bases 114 to 1316 code for a protein of 400 amino acids. Gene Ontology annotation, molecular function: FAD binding; monooxygenase activity.
ACGAAUUCCGAGUUGCGGCGUCAUGGGCGCACCGUCAUCGUUAAGUACCUACCUUAAUAGUCCGUCGAACGCUGCUUAUACCACCAAGUCCAAUACUCUAGAACCCAACCACAAUGAGCCGGGACAUCGACGUGGCCGUCGUUGGCGGAGGUCCCGCCGGGAUGGCUACCGCUCUCGCCUUCCUCAAGGCUGGGUUUCAGGUGAAGGUCUACGAGCGCUACGGGCACGCGAGGCCGGCCGGCAACAUCUUGAACCUCUGGCCGCCGCCUAUCCAUGCGCUCGCGAGUAUGGGUGUGGACACCAAAGACAUCGGCGCGCCCUGUCAUUCAACCUUUCGCAAUGCCGCGGGCCGGCUGCGGGCCGACUUGAAGAUGCCCCGGGAGAUCACCGAUAAGUAUCGCGGCGGUUUUGUCGGACUUCUUCGGCCCGAUCUCUACAGGCGCAUGCUGGAAGCCAUACCCGACGGCGUUAUGGAGUUCAACUCCCGGGUGCAGGCCAUCGAAGACCACCCCGACCAUGUCCGCAUCACGCUCGCCGACGGGAGGGUCGUGCGCGCCGGUAUCCUCGUCGGCGCCGACGGCAUUGACUCGCUCGUGCGGGCACACCUGUGGGGCGACGCGCCGAAGCGGAAUCACGACCUGCACAUCAUCGGCGGAUUCACCUUCGAGCGGCCGCCGGGUGCGGAGGCGGGCAAAUGCGUCCUGAAGCACAACCGAUACGUCCAAGGCACUUACUCGAGCAUCCUCAGCAACGGCAGGCAAGGGUUCCAGUGGUGGUUCGUCGAAGCCUGGCCCGACGCCAACGACGCCCCCGCAAAGCUUCACGAACACGCCCUCGAGCUGGCGCGCGGAUUCCAGGGGCCGCUCGCGGACCUCGUCAGGGCAACGCCCGAGUCCAACAUGCACCGCUGGCCGAUCCGAGACAGGAUCCCGCUGCCGAGGUGGUCCAAAGGCAGGAUCACGCUGGCGGGCGACGCCGCCCACGCGACCUCGCCCUACGCGGCGUACGGCGCCGGCAUGUCCAUCUGCGAUGGCUACUUCCUCGGCCAGCGCUUUCACAAGGUCGACCUGGACGACGCGGCAGCCGUCGCCCGGGCGUUUGAGGAGUACGAGGCGUGCCAGCGCGCCCAUACGACGCAACAGGUCAACCAGGCCUACUUCUUUGGCCGGCUGUUCCACCACGUCGCGUUCCCGCUCAAUGUGCUGCGCGACUUGGUUCUGGACUGGACCCCGUUCUUGCAGUGGCAGGCUGGGGAUAAGAACCCGAGCAACAUCAUCGCGCAGCUGAAGGUCAUGGGCCCCGGCAUUGUCCCUUGACGAACCAGGUUAGCGGGACUCAGGAGUAGAUAACCACCCUCAACUCCCAAGCUUACUCUACGGAUGAAAAACAGCUCUCCUUUUCGGACGGCUGCUGCGUUUUGUCAUGUAAUUAAAUAACAAGAGCCAACAAGCUGGGCACAGCGAAGCGCCCACGAGGUGUAUUUGACGUCUCGCUCCGCUCGGAGGCUGUGCUUGGUGCUGGAUUCUGUGAGGCCCGCUCGCCGACGCCGUUGUCGUGGGCACCGGAGCUCCAAGCAUAGCGUGGACUGGGCCAGACACGCACACGGUGAAGCCGCCAGCGUAAAGCAAAACAGUGUGAGAUGUCGGGCAGUAGCCAAAUGAACGACGCAACGAACAACAAAGUUG